Cynara cardunculus var. scolymus (artichoke) is the source of this 1894-nucleotide messenger RNA. Its product is annotated as DEAD-box ATP-dependent RNA helicase 56-like. Gene Ontology annotation, molecular function: RNA helicase activity; ATP binding; RNA binding. NCBI's taxonomy places the organism in Eukaryota, Viridiplantae, Streptophyta, Magnoliopsida, Asterales, Asteraceae. The record is from RefSeq and is a predicted model, not a curated record. The coding region runs from base 472 to 1581 and encodes 369 amino acids. The transcript has 12 exons.
GUCUUCCUCUCCCCCGUAACCCUAGGUUUUUCUCUGAACUCUCUCUCAGGUAUCUCCCCCUCUGUCUCUCCUCUUCAAUUCGGCGUCUGUUUGAUUCGUCUCGACGCGUUUCAUCUGCAAGAGAGGAGUUCGCUCGAUCUCUUUGUUUGAAGAAGUAGGAGUUUUCAUGGGGGAAGUAAAGGAUAAUGAUGCUUACGAGGAGGAGCUUCUCGAUUACGAAGAGGAAGAUGAAAAGGCCCUCGACUCCGUCAAUGGAAAGCUUGGUUCCGAGACCGGCAAAAAGGGCUAUGUUGGAAUUCACAGUUCUGGAUUCCGAGACUUCUUGCUGAAACCAGAGCUUCUUCGAGCAAUUGUGGAUUCUGGAUUUGAACAUCCUUCAGAAGGUAAUUAUUAAUUCCAUGUUCAUCAUUUCAGCCAGAUAACUGGCUUGGUAAACUUUCCAUUUAGGGGAAGAGGACAUCAUUUUUACUUAUGAAGGAUUCAUUCGCUGGGAUUUUCUUUGCUUCAUCAGUGCAACAUGAGUGCAUACCACAGGCUAUCUUAGGAAUGGAUGUCAUUUGUCAAGCAAAGUCUGGGAUGGGGAAAACUGCUGUGUUUGUUCUGUCUACUCUACAACAGAUCGAGCCUGUGGCAGGUCAGGUUGCUGCCCUUGUGCUUUGCCACACCAGAGAAUUAGCUUAUCAGAUCUGCAAUGAGUUUGAAAGGUUCAGUAGGUACUUGCCUGAUCUCAAGGUUGCUGUCUUCUACGGAGGUGUCAACAUAAAGAUCCAUAAGGAACUACUGAAGAAUGAAUGUCCUCAUAUUGUUGUUGGAACACCUGGAAGAAUAUUGGGGCUUGCUAGGGAUAAAGAUCUUGGAUUGAAGAAUGUGAGGCAUUUUAUCCUUGAUGAGUGUGACAAAAUGUUGGAGUCACUUGACAUGAGAAGGGAUGUGCAGGAGAUUUUUAAGAUGACACCUCAUGACAAGCAAGUAAUGAUGUUCUCUGCAACAUUAAGCAAGGAAAUUCGACCGGUUUGCAAGAAGUUUAUGCAAGAUCCAAUGGAAAUUUAUGUUGAUGAUGAAGCCAAGUUAACACUUCAUGGGCUUGUCCAGCAUUACAUAAAAUUGGGUGAGAUGGAGAAGAAUCGCAAGCUCAAUGACCUUCUAGAUGCCUUGGACUUUAACCAAGUAGUCAUUUUUGUCAAGAGUGUCAGCAGAGCUGCUGAGCUUAAUAAAUUACUUGUGGAGUGCAACUUUCCAUCUAUAUGCAUCCAUUCUGGAAUGUCUCAGGAAGAAAGGUUGACACGCUACAAAGGGUUCAAGGAGGGUCUUAAAAGAAUCCUUGUUGCAACUGAUUUAGUUGGAAGAGGCAUAGACAUUGAGCGUGUUAAUAUUGUCAUAAAUUAUGACAUGCCAGAUUCUGCCGACACAUAUCUGCACAGGGUGGGAAGAGCUGGCAGAUUUGGCACCAAGGGUCUUGCAAUCACUUUCGUAUCAUCUGCUUCAGACUCUGAUGUUCUUAAUCAGGUCCAGGAAAGGUUUGAGGUAGACAUAAAGGAGCUCCCAGAGCAAAUUGAUACUUCUACAUACAUGCCAUCAUAAGGCGAGGUCGGGUGAUUACGCUUGUGGAAGGACAAAACGGAUAAUGUUAUUAGCAAAAGUGGAGAGCUAGUUUUGAUGAUGAUCAUCAUUGGGGCAUAUGGCAACUGUGCAUUAGAGUAGUUGAUGUUUUUGCAUGAAUGUUUAGUGUUUUGUUGGUAUUCAGAGUUUUUAGAUUGGUAUUUAAAAGAGCAGUUGAUAAUUUGGCCUUGUAUAACUAAUAUCUAGUACUUGUUGGUAGUUGAAUUUUAGACCCUACUUGCUUUGUAACUUAAAACUUUACUUGUGUCUUCACCAUCAUCUUCUGCAUUUUUUG